Messenger RNA from Abrus precatorius (Indian licorice), 1471 nucleotides. Its product is annotated as putative pre-16S rRNA nuclease. The record is from RefSeq and is a predicted model, not a curated record. Bases 314 to 829 code for a protein of 171 amino acids. Gene Ontology annotation, biological process: rRNA 5'-end processing. The transcript has 7 exons. Lineage: Eukaryota; Viridiplantae; Streptophyta; Magnoliopsida; Fabales; Fabaceae.
UUAAGAAUCUCCAAACUUAAGUUUAGAAGACUUUGAUUUUCAUUUUUUCUCCCUAAAGCUGUGUCAUGGGUUUUCAAUGAUUCUGUUUGAGCCCUAAAACUGCUUUUUUAUUUUUAAUUCUUUCCACAUACGACUCAUCUUCUCUGUGGCGUUCUUAGGUUGUUCCAUCAUUCACUUGACAUAACUGCUAGCUGCCGAGAGAGAGAGAGAGCUUACACAACCGAACUGAAACCUAACUGCACCAAUUCGUAACUUAGGCUUUAAGUUUAUUUAUCCGAUUACGACUGCUAAUCCGAAUUUAUGCGUAGAUGAGAUGAGGUACGUGAAGCCCUUGCAAUUGUUUCAGGAUUUGGUGAACACAAGCAAGAAGGAACAUGCAAGGUUGCUUGGUUUGGAUGUAGGCGAUAAAUAUGUUGGCCUCGCUCUUUCUGACUUUGAUAACAAAAUUGCUUCACCUUUCAGUGUUCUCCUCAGGAAGAAGUCAAAUAUUAGUUUAAUGGCUUCUGAUUUUCAGACUCUGAUCUCUAAGUAUUCCUUGAAGGGCUUUGUUAUUGGCCUCCCUUUUGACAGACAUCGGGUGUCUUCUGACGCUGUGCAAGUGAAGGUCUUAAUUGACUACCUCUGCAGAACAAAAAUGCUUGAAGGUGUAAAGUAUACAUAUUGGAAUGAAUGCUACACAUCAAAGAAUGUGGAACUGCUGUUAAAGCCUUUGAAUUUGAAUCAUCCAUUUCAUUCCAAGACUAUACUAGACAAGUUUGCUGCUGUAGGAAUACUUCAGGGAUACCUGGAUUUUGUCAACAGGAAAAUGAAGAUGACAUCGACGGAGUAGAGAGGCAUGCACCAGAAAUCACAACUAGAAAUCUCUGAAUUAGGGGUAGGUUGGUGGACAAUGUAAUGAGUUUUAUUUUUUCCUAUAUUUUCAUUAUCUAUUCUAUAUAUAGCUGAAAUGAAAUGAAAUUAAUCCCAUUAUCUUUCAGUUUGAUUAGGGUUAGUUUACACUUUACAGCCUUUCUUUAGUGAAAAAGAUUAAGUGGAAGUUGGUGAAUGCCUCGUUAUUAUUUGAUAAGAACUGCCACACAACUUAGGUUGUGUACCUUCCUUUUUUAUUCCAGUAGUAAGUAGAAAGAGGUUAGUAAUACAAUCUGUACAACUUUUUAUCUCAAGACCGAGAACAAAAAAACUCGACAAAAUACAUAACUUGUUGGAUCAAUUUGUUGCAUUUUUGUUGCGCUGAACACUGAAUUCAUCGUGAAAUUCAAUGUUUUGAUUGAAUUGGCUGGUAAAACACACGUUUUUUCAUGCUUAUGAUUGUCGUCUCUUGAUAUGAUGAAUGAUACUUCUAGAAAUACUUAACCUUCAUCAAGGUUCAUUGGAAGCGUUAUCUUCUUUAUUAUUAUUUCUCUGUUACAUUGAAGGUACAGUAAGCACUGGAGUAGGGUAAGGGAAAAGUUGACUUCGACAAAGAUCAAAC